Cyprinus carpio (common carp) is the source of this 5567-nucleotide messenger RNA. RefSeq names its product LHFPL tetraspan subfamily member 4 protein-like. NCBI's taxonomy places the organism in Eukaryota, Metazoa, Chordata, Actinopteri, Cypriniformes, Cyprinidae. Gene Ontology annotation, molecular function: GABA receptor binding. Gene Ontology annotation, cellular component: postsynaptic membrane; plasma membrane; inhibitory synapse. The record is from RefSeq and is a predicted model, not a curated record. Gene Ontology annotation, biological process: sensory perception of sound; gamma-aminobutyric acid receptor clustering.
GUUGAAAUUUCUGCAAUAUCCAAAAUCGUGUGCGCGCAUUCACCGGCAGCUCUGAACAUCACCAAAAGCGUGUGAGCGCAAAGAAAUAGCCUAACAGGACAACGGAGAAGCGGUGGCUUGGAAAGGAAAGACAAAUACCUAAACUGCGAAACGGAUUGCCCUCCUGAAUGAAACUCAGAUGUUCUUGUCGACGGACACAUACAGGUUAUCAUUACGACAAUUGCGCGACGCCUCUCGCUGAUGUUCCAGAUUUCGUUACAUCUGCUAUCGCUCGUCUGCGGUAGAUCCAUCAUUGAGAGCUUGACAGCAUUACAGCCGAUGAGAGGUGCACCGGAUAUACAAUUUAUACCCAGACACACAGAGCAGCGAUAAUGUGUAUUGUCGGUUUUGUCAUAGACAUUUGUUUUGCAAUGUAAUUUGUCUCGCCUACUUUCUAGAACGGAGGUGGAAAGGAACAGAACGGGUUUUUUUUUUUUUCACCGAAUGCAUUAUCAUAAACCUCCCAUCCAUUAUUUAACUGAUUCAUGAUUAAUUCUGGUGUGACAGAAAGACUGGCAAAUCAAAUCAAGGACGGAUACCUCUUUACUGCUUCAAAUCAGAUCAAAUCUUUAUUUAUCUCCAGUCAGUGGACUCGCGGCAGAAGCGCAUUUCUGAGGGUACCGGUGGGGUAGAUAGGGGGAGAUAGAGACGCCGGAAAUAGCAGAAACAAAUCACUGGAGAGUAGACGGUUGGGAGCAAGCGAGAAAAAAAUGCUACCUUCGCAAGAAGCCUCAAAAAUUUACCAUGACAACUAUAUGCGUAACUCUCGAACCAUCGGUGUCCUGUGGGCCAUCUUCACCAUCUGCUUCGCCACCAUCAACGUGGUAGUCUUCAUCCAGCCUUACUGGAUCGGGGACAGUCUGAGUACACCACAUGCCGGUUACUUCGGGUUGUUCCAUUACUGCGUGGGUGACGGUAACUCGAACCGGGAGCUGAUUUGCCAGGGAACAUUUUCCGACUUCAGCUCCAUCCCGUCCGGCGCGUUUAAGGCGGCCUCUUUCUUCGUGCUGCUGUCCAUGGUCCUCAUUUUGAGCUGCAUCGCCUGUAUGGCGCUCUUCUUCUUCUGCAACACCGCCACCGUCUACAAAACCUGCGCAUGGAUGCAACUGCUUUGCGCUGUUUGCCUGGUGCUGGGCUGUUUGAUUUUCCCAGAUGGCUGGGACGCAGAGGUCAUCCGGGACAUGUGCGGAGAGGAGACAGGAAAGUACACACUGGGAAACUGUUCAGUGCGCUGGGCUUACAUACUGGCCAUCAUCGGCAUCCUAGAUGCUCUCAUCCUGUCCUUUCUUGCUUUUGUCCUUGGAAACCGCCAGAACGACUUUAUGCAUGAUGAAAUCAAGUCUGAAAAUAAAGAUUUGGCAGUAUCCAGGAUUGAGAUCCGUGAUACGAAGGACCUUCGAUUCGGUGUCCAGCGGUUUCCGUGAGGAGACAGCAUCCUCCCUCCUUUAUCUUCUCCUCCACCCCUCUCUCCUUGUCCUCAGGCCUGUGUCUCUAAACUCAGUCAGGAUGCUGCUAGUUCAGCUCUUUGUAAUAUAGAAAAAGACUGGAAUACACUUCAAGAAAAGAACAUAUUCAACAUACACCUAUUUAAAAACCAUGAGAAUUUAAAACCAAUAAAAAGAAGAAAAGAUCAGCUUUACAUAAACCAACAACUCUGGGAAAGUAACAAGUUACACAUAUUACUACUGUUAUUUAAUAAUGCUUUGAUGACAAUUAUGAUGAUAGUCAUGAUUAUGCUUGCAACAGCGAUAUUAUGUUCAGACUUUCAUAUUUUAUCUAAAAUGGGGAACAUAUUUCUAGCUUUAAGAAAAUGUAAUGAAUCAAAGCAUAUGUACAAGAGAUUGGGUGCUACUCUGGACAAGCAGAUGAAAAGGAGAAACAUCAAGCCAAAAAUUUAAAUAAAACAAAAAAAAGGAAAAAAAAAAAAAGAAAAGAAAAAUUUUGUACAGCACAAGAUGUAAUUUUGAAGACCAUCUUUUUCUGACAAAUUUUGAAUUCCCCUCUUUGUACAUGUGGUCAGCAAUCAGAGUUAAAUGAUGAAUUAAAUAGUUAAUUUGUAAAUUUUAUAUUUAUAUGGAUACAGGGUACAGCCAUUAAGCAUUAAUUCACCCACAUCAUAUUCCUUCUACAAACUGGAGUGCAUUUAACAGAUUUAUUAUUUUAUCUUUCAGUUCACCUGAAGGUACCAAUAAUCACUCUAUGACUGCAGCAGAAAAGACUAACAACAGUUAAAUACACCACUAUCCCACAGAAAUCAUGCAAAUCUCUUCUUAAUUAUUAUUAUUUUUAUUAUUUUUUAUUUUUUUUACAGACACCCCCUCUCUUGAUAUUUCCUUUUUCAUUGAACCUUUUAGAGAGAGUGAGAUAGAUGUAUCAAUAGGGAUUAGCACGUGAACAUUCUUCGGACUCUGUUACAUUCCUUUCAUAAUUGGUCAUUUUCUGCAGCUCUUUGUGGUCAUUAGACCAAGGUGAUUUUUUCUUUCGUUGUUUUCAUUAAUCAUUUGUCUCGAGGAAAAGCCCUGCAUGCUGCAUUUUACUCAGGCCCAACGUGUUCUUAUCUGCCAUCUCCCACAUUAGAGCAUAGUAGAGCAGCACAAAGUUAACCGUAACACAUCUAGGUCGCUACUGACACUUGGUACACAGUCAUGAAAAUGACUACCUAUAUGUUUCCAAGGAAGAUGUGUAGCACAAUUAUUCACACAGUUUCUCAGCAUAAACUCACCAUGCAUUCAAUGGACUGAUGUGACUUCAUAUGCAAAAUGCAACAACCGAUUCUCGUAAUGAUGAUAUCAACAGUCCCAACUGCAAAUAAGACAUUGAUAUUUUGUUAUACAUUUCAUAGUGCACCAUUCAAAUGGAAUCUGAAUUUGUGCAAAAUCAGUAUUGGUCGCAGGUUUUAGUUGUGUUUUACCAACAUCUCCCUCCACUUUGUGUUAAACAAUCUUGUAAUGGCAUGAUUUCUGCUAAGUGGCAAGAACUAACACAGACCUGCAAUGUAUACUGGACAACACCAGUUAGGAUCAUCUCAAGAGGAAAACCCUGUUGGGGGUAGGUCUGGUAGUCUGUGGCCCCUUGAGUGGCGGAUUUUGGAGAUGACAUAAGAAGAACUCGAGAUCUGAAAAUAAAAUAAAAUGUGAUGUACUCCAUGGUGCUUAAACCCUUCUCAUCUUUAGAUAAAGACUGCUUUGCUGCUCCCCAUCUACCUCAGCCUUGAACCCCUCCUACUCUAUUUUCUUGAUAUGCGCCACUGGGAGACAAGCUAGAGAUGAAUGCUGAGAUCAGACGGAGAGUGGGGGUAUGAGGAGCAGGAAGAAUAGUCUGCAUUGGACUUUGAGACUAAUGGGUUUCUAUUCCAUAAUCUUAAAAUGCAGCUUCUGCAUAAACUCCCUGCAUCCCAUCAUUCAACUACACUACUGUUAAAAGGUUAGGAAAUGCUAAGACAUUUUUUGUUUGCUUGUUUAAAGAACUUGAGACUUUUAUUCACCUUGGAUGCAUCAAAUUAAUCAGAAAUGACUGUAAAAACAUUUACAAUGUUACAAAAGCUGUAUUAUAAAUGCUGCUUUAUUCAAACUCUGUUCAUCAAAGAGUCUUAUAUGCUCAGCAUUCAGUAUUCAGCAGCUUAUUAAAACAUUCUCCUGCUUUCUGCAGCACUUCCCAUAAGUGUUUUGGCUUGUUUUGGCACUUCCCAUGAACCUCAGUUUAACACUAGAAACUUAAAUUCAUCCAUCUGUAAUACCUUUUUAAAAAAAAUAAUAAUAAUCUCAAUAAUUUACAAUCCAUUCUUUAUGUUCUCUUGCCCAUUUAAGCACUUUCUUCUGCCAGAGUCAUUUUUGAAACUCUGCAUAAAGCCCGACAGCACCUUUUCUUCACUGUGGAAGCUGGACUUUAAUGUGUACUGUUCAUUAAAGCUUCUAGCUGAGCAGCAGUGAGGUGUCUGUUCCUCAAACUAGAGACGAGUUGUACAUCUGGGCUGUCCACUUCUCUCCGUGUGGUAGUUAGAUCCAGUUUACUUUCUCAAAAAAUCGACAGACCGAUGUUUCUAAAAAAAAAUAAAAAAUGUGUUUUUUAAACCCAAUAAUUACCUGCAGCGUCAUUAGCUGCAAAAUUAUUUGUGCUAAUAAUACAAAGGUUUCUCGAGUACAAAACAUGCACAUUCAAAUGAAUUCUUAAAGACUGUAUAACAAAAGGUUUUCUUAAUAGACUGGAGCAAUAGCUUCUGAAAAUAGCACUUUGUCAUCACUGUUAAAAUUUAAUUUUAAAAUGUCCAAAAACAAACCAGUUAUUUCAAACAGUAAUAAUAAUUGCAUUUUGUUUUGAUUAAUUAAAUGCGUAAUGCUUGGUAAACAGAAGGAGUCAUUUCUUUCAAAAAACAUAAAAAUGUCUUGGUUUUGCCAAACUUGGUAGUGUAUUUCUGUAUGCAUCAUUCAUUAUUCACAUUUCAUACUGUACAGUACAUCAUACAAAGCCUGUAAAACUACAAACAAAAGGUAUUUAUUUCAACCUGGGUGCACUGUGCUGGUCAACCUUUAUGUGAUAGGAAAACACAACUCAUAGACAUGCAUACACAAACAGUACCCCCAAUGACAACUAGUUAUUUUUGAAAAUUUGACCACCUCAGGGGUAGUGUAUUUCUGUAGUACUGGAUAUAAUUUCUUCUCAAAACUGUUUAAAUUAUUUUUCCUAAUGCCUGUAGCCUGCACUUAGCAAUUGUUACGGCAUAGCAACUUUAAUUAAUUCAAAAUAAUAUGUUGCAAUUCCAGACCAUCCACCUUGCACUAUGUAUGAUGGGUUGUUAAAAUCCAUCAAACAUUUCCAUAACCAUUACCCAGCUUUUUUUAUUAUUAUUAUUAUUAUUAUUAUUAUUAUUAUUAUUAUUAUUAAUUGAUUUAUGCAACAUUUUCAUCUUGGCACAUUGUAGAUGUAGAAAGAAAGUUUUGAGAGAAAUGUACUGGACUGCCAGUAUUCAGAUCAUGUAAAACUAAUUUAAUAUUUACGUGUUGGUCUUAGUUGUUAUCUUCAUUACCACACAACAUCCGUUCAGUUAAUCUCAUGUGAAACAACAUUGUCAUCCAACAUCCAGUCAUUAACAUUUAAGUUUAAAAACAAGUGUUGAUAGGCCCAUGUUACUGAAGGCUUAGUAGUGUUUCAUUUAUUUUCAAGUUUUACUUUCUCUUCUGUCUUGCAACACUUUUUUUUAUUGAUUUACCAUUUAAAAAUAUAUAUAAAAAAAAAAAAAAAAAAAAAAACGUGCCAAAAUUAAAGAACAAGACUACUGUGGAAAGACAUGACAUGGUUGAUUUCUGAAGUUCACAUUGUCUUUUCUUGUGCUUCACGUGUUUAAUGCCUCUCUUUUGAAGUUUAUUGCUUUUUGCUCUAGUUGUAAAUGUUUUCCCCCCUCUGAUCUUUCUGGAAUGCUGUAAUCUCUAAAUUAAACAAACGUGUAUAAAAAUAUUUCUGCAAGUCAUAGAGGAGUGUAACAUAACUUGACAUCGUCACCAUCACUGAAACAUUGUUGGUGUUGUUGCUUA